UCCUGUCUAAGAUUCUCUUCUUUCCGCUCCUCUUCCAUUCCCCUCUUCCAAGCCAAGAACCAGACGUACGUACCCUUCACCGUCUGUUUCGUUCGCAUCCAACAUAUUGAGAGAUUUCGUCUGCCAACGCCCUUUCUAAAUCCGACAGGUUUUGCUGUUGCUGUGGUGGUUUUAAUUUUAUUUUUGGUUUCGUUUUAGGGCUCUGUUCUGAUCUUUUUUUAUUCUAAGUUGUUACCUGAUUAUAUAUCUAGUCUUUUCUCUUCUCUAGGGUUUCUCUUUCUUCUCUCUUAUCCUCUCUAUUCCUCCGCCAAAUAUAGUGAGUGAGAUAGAGAGAGAGAGGAAGAAGGGGAGAAAGCGUGUCCCUACGGAAAUCCAAUAAGACGCCUCACCACCUCUUUCUUCAAAUCCUUAUCCGAACUCUCCACCGCUCUUAGAUACUGCCAGCCCACUUUGUCUUCUAUCCUCCUCUCGCUUUCUCUAUUCCUCCGCCUUCAUCCUCCACAACCGUUUUCCUUUUUCCUUGUAAUUUAUUUUUUGGGAUAGUGAUAUUUUUUUCUCUCUCUGGGUACAAAACGGGCGGAUUGAACGGUGGAAACCCUCGAAUCGUUCCGAAGCUCUGCUGCCGUGCGAUUCCGAACCAGCCGAGGAUUGAUCUCGUUGGGUUCUUGCAGCUGUUUAUUUUCUUGGCUUAUCAAUUCCUGGUAGAUAGAUAGAUAGAUAUAGAGACAUAGAUGGCAUUGAUUCUGGAUGCGCUGAUUGAGAUCUUGAGGAAGCCCACCAUCGGCGACGUGGUCACCGAGCUCGCCUUGUUCGCCGCCCCGCUCUGGAUCGCGGUUCUUGUAGGGCUUUUUGUGGGGUGGGCGUGGAGGCCGAGAUGGGCGGCGGGUCUCGUAGGCGUGGGGGAGGCUAUUCUGGGUGGUCGCCGUGUGCCCCCUUCGGAGACAUCGAGAGUCAAUUCUUUAGAGGCUCAACCACCAGGUAGCAUCAGUUGCUCGGUCUUCGACGAGUGUUCCGGAAAGGUGGACAAGAUGGUCGCCGUGAGUUCUCCAGACGUGGAAAGUGAGAAAUUGGCGGUCACGGGGGAGGAUUUGGAGCACCUAUCCAAGCUUGUCGAGGAGACUGAUGGGGGGCCCGUGUGGCACAAAUUGAUGGACCGGACCUUGCCGACCAUGAGUUACCAAGCAUGGCGAAGAGAUCCCGAGACGGGUCCUCCGCAGUAUCGCAGUAGAACUGUCUUCGAGGAUGCAACACCAGAAAUUGUGAGGGACUUCUUCUGGGAUGAUGAGUUCCGGAUGAAGAAUGGGUGGGACAACAUGCUCCUUCACCAUGAGACACUAAAGGAAUGUCCAACCACAGGGACGAUGGUAGUUCAGUGGAUUCGAAAGUUUCCCUUUUUCUGCAGUGAUAGAGAGUAUAUCAUUGGCCGUCGGAUAUGGGAAUCGGGAAGAACAUAUUACUGUGUGACAAAGGGAGUGCCAUUCCCCUCUGUACCCAGACGCAAAAAACCCAGGCGUGUCGACUUGUACUACUCCAGCUGGUGCAUUCGUGCAGUUGAGUCAAGUCGAGGGGAUGGUCAGUUGACUGCCUGUGAGGUGCUACUGUUCCAUCACGAGGAUAUGGGCAUCCCAUGGGAGAUAGCGAAACUGGGUGUCCGCCAGGGGAUGUGGGGUUGUGUUAAAAGGAUCGAACCUGGCUUGCGAGCCUACCAGAUCGCCAGGAGGUCUCAGGAGCCACUAUCACGGUGCGCCUUCAUGGCACAAAUCAACACCAAGUUCGAUUCCGAUGAUCUAAGAACAUCGGAAGUUAGCACGUGUUCCACCUCAGAAGUGGUAGAAGCAGAGAAACAGAAAAAUUGGACAGAGAACAUACCCAAGUUCCUUGUAAUUGGUGGUGCUGUGGCCCUAGCAUGUAGUCUCGACCAUGGCCUGUUGACCAAGGCAGUCAUUUUUGGAGUUGCCAGGAGGUUUGCAAGACCGGGGAGGAGAUUGUGAAAAUGGAACAAAGAAAAAAUGGCGCAAGCAUUAGGGAUCCAUUCAGGCAUCUCUGCCAGCCAUGUGUUGGGUGUUAUAGGCUUCAUCUGCCUGCCUGCCUGCCUGCCUUAUACAAUGAGAUCACAAUAAAUAGUUUUGUUAAUUCUAUAAAAUUAGUUGCCGACAAAAGCGACGGGAUUGUAUUAUUUCUCAUUGGAAAAGAAAUCCCGAUGUAUACGCUUUUUUCUAUAAUCUAACCAUUCUCUACAAAC
This is a messenger RNA of Elaeis guineensis (African oil palm), 2242 nucleotides long. RefSeq lists its product as uncharacterized. The record is from RefSeq and is a predicted model, not a curated record. Gene Ontology annotation, molecular function: lipid binding. NCBI's taxonomy places the organism in Eukaryota, Viridiplantae, Streptophyta, Magnoliopsida, Arecales, Arecaceae.